Emiliania huxleyi CCMP1516 is the source of this 639-nucleotide messenger RNA. RefSeq lists its product as hypothetical. The record is from RefSeq and is a predicted model, not a curated record. Lineage: Eukaryota; Haptophyta; Isochrysidales; Noelaerhabdaceae. The transcript has 2 exons. The coding region runs from base 1 to 639 and encodes 212 amino acids.
AUGGAGGCGGGGCUGCACGUCCUCGGCGCCGACCUCGCCGAGUACGCGCAGAUCGCGCCGCACGGCGGAGACCCGAUCGCGCCCAGCCGCCGCCAGAGCUUCGGUACACCCCCCCGGGGCGCUCCCCCGACCGACGCGCUCGCCGAUGGCGCCGAGUGGGGCAGCUGGCCGCCGAGCGGACCUUCGGGCGCGCGCGUCGCUGUGGCGGCUUGCGCCGCGCACCGCUCCACUGCUCCGUGGCCGCCCUCGCCGGGCUUGCUCGCGGCGGCUGCAUCGUCCGCGAGCGCAGCUGCUCCGCCGCACGUGGCGCCGCCGGCGCACGCGGCGCAGCUCUCGCACAGUCACGCGCCGCACGAGCAGCGCCACUGCGGCCACUUCGCCGGCGGCUGUGGGGACGCGCCAGAGCAUGCGAGCUCUGCGUCUGUGGGCGAGGCGAGCGCCGGGCCUUCCUCGCCGUGCGUGGAGCAGCGGUCCCCGCCCCAGCGGUUCGCGCCGCCCGACUCUCAGGCGCCGGCGCCGGGGGAGAGGGCCGCGGACGCAGAAGGCAGCUAUGGCGCGCUGCACGCGCGCGUCGAGGAGCAGCUCGCGCGCUGCUCCGCCUUGCUCGGCUCCCAGCCCAAGGGAGAUGCCGAGUGCUGA